AUGGGGAACCCCAAAAAGCAUACCACAACUCAGGGGGCUUCAGGCAAAACCCCUGCAGCAAAAUUGAGCACACUUACCCAAUAUUUUCAAGACGCAGUGGACAGCGAGAAGGAGGCCGUGGGUUCCAAGAUUGCGGUCGACUCAGCACCAUCCAGCCCAGUGCCAUCAGAAGGCUCAUGCAGAACACAAGCAGCAACACAUGAUCCCGAAAUUCGGAACCUGCUGAGGAACUUACCAUCUAAAGCAGACCUGGCAAAUAUGACUGAAAAACUAGAAGCAUCCUUUCAGUCUAAAAUGGAUGUGGUGGGUGUGGACAUAAAGCAAGUAAGUCUUAAAGUGACAGACCUAGAAGAGGAAAAAUAUGUGAUGCAGGCCCAAAUCACGAACAAUUCCACCACACUAUCCCAGAUAGAAGCCAGACAAAUAACUUGA
Messenger RNA from Pelobates cultripes (western spadefoot toad), 432 nucleotides. Lineage: Eukaryota; Metazoa; Chordata; Amphibia; Anura; Pelobatidae. The record is from the annotation of a GenBank genome assembly.